AUGGCGCUGGAGAGCUCGCGCAGAGUGGCGACAAAGAGGAACGGGAGCCGGUUCAACCUCCCAACGUUCCUGCACAAGUCCUCCUCGUUCGAAUUGGCGCCAGACACAGACUGCGACUCCCCCGUCUUUCCCGCGCCUCGGUUCACAUCUCCUUUGCGCCAGCCCCAGCAGAUCAUCGAGGAAGAAGAGGACGAGGACGGCUGCUGGUUGCCCGAGUUGGCCGAGCCGGAGGAGGUCAAGCUGUUCAGGAGCCAGGAGGUCAUGCUGGCCAAGGGCGCCCAGGUGGUGGAGGAGAGUGGGGAGAAGGAGCGCAGCCGAUCGUUCGACGUUGUGGACCUCCUGAGCUCGCCCAGACACAAGCUCGCAGAGGCAGCCCAGCUGCCCAGGAGGCUGUCUCUCACCUACGGCCCCGGCGAACUGAGCAAGGCGCUACAGGCGCUGAUGAGCCUCCAAAGCGACGGCGAUGGAGACAGCAGCGAGGGCGAGGAUUGUGUGAAGAAGGAGAAGAGGAGGUCAAAGAAGGCGCCAUCACAACCCAGGCGGAGCUUCCUGUCCCUGCUUCGGCGCAGGGCAGCAAGCGACAAGGGCACCCACUAG
This is a messenger RNA of Acanthamoeba castellanii str. Neff, 597 nucleotides long. RefSeq lists its product as uncharacterized. NCBI's taxonomy places the organism in Eukaryota, Discosea, Longamoebia, Acanthamoebidae. The transcript has a single exon. The coding region runs from base 1 to 597 and encodes 198 amino acids. The record is from RefSeq and is a predicted model, not a curated record.